Messenger RNA from Salpingoeca rosetta, 1498 nucleotides. RefSeq lists its product as uncharacterized. The transcript has 10 exons. The coding region runs from base 24 to 1406 and encodes 460 amino acids. Gene Ontology annotation, biological process: dephosphorylation. Gene Ontology annotation, molecular function: phosphatase activity. The record is from RefSeq and is a predicted model, not a curated record. Lineage: Eukaryota; Choanoflagellata; Craspedida; Salpingoecidae.
CGACUGUCACAGCCAAACAAAAGAUGAUGUGGUGGCGGCGAGUGGUUGGAACAGUGACGGUGCUGGGCACGUCUGUGCCGCUUGCAGCUGCGGCUGCAGCAGUGACGACAACAGCGAGUGAUGACAGCGAUGGUGCUGGGAGCCAGGGAUCACAGGGAUCGCGGGGAUCGCGGGGUGGCCAGGUUGUUGAUCAGGACAAAUCGACGGUGCAUUUGGAAGAUGGGCGAGCGCUGCGGCUGGUGCAGGUGCAAGCGUACUUCCGCCACGGUGCACGCACUCCAAUUCACGCCAUCCCCGGGGAGGUGGACGAGGAGCACUGGGACGAACGCCUCUGCGCUGCACUUCCAGACAUUGAGCGGCCUCUGCGUAUCACGGGGCCAGAUAACCAACCCCGACCAAUCUGUGCAGCCAAUAUGCGCCAGAAACAAACACGCCUUCCUGGUGGCUGCCACAUUGGAUGCCUCACGUUGCUUGGGAGACAUGAAGCAUUUACGCUUGGACAGCGGCUGAGGGAACAGUACAUGGACGCCUUUCACUUCCUGCCGUCCAUGUAUCAACCGCAGGAUGUAGCAGUUCGGUCGACCAACUUUGAUCGCACCAUCGAGACUGCCCGACUCGUCAUCUCGGGCCUCUACGGCACCAAAGGCAUGCAUGCCCACGUGACCACCAUUCCUGUGGAAGAGGAGUUUCUUACGCCCAACACCCGCGCCUGCCCGCGCCUCCGUGAGCUCUUCGUCGAAGCCCGCAAGAACCGGGAGGCCGACCGCCACAGCGCCGCAAAGCAGCUGAAGCAGAGACUGGCGUCGCUGCUUCGCGUGGACGGAAAAGAGGUCCACUUUGUCGGAAUUCGCGACGCCCUCGUUGCUCGCCACGCCCACAGCAAGGAGGUUCCAGCGUUCCUUGAUGGCUCUGUCCGCAAGGCCGUGGACCAAUACGCCGUUGAUGAUGUCGUGUCUCUCUUCAAGUACCACCAGAAGGAAUCCCUCACGCUCAGCUGCGGCCUGCUCCUCAAGAACAUGUUGAGUCACUUCAAGAGCGCCCAGGACCCAACCCAGGCGCAACCACGCAUGCGUAUGUUUAGCUGCCACGACACAACGCUGCUGCCGAUGCUGCUGUGCUUUGGCAUCUUUGAUGGCAAGUGGCCACCCUUUGCCGCAGACAUUUGCAUCGAGCUGUAUCGCGAUGAAAACAGCGUUGACGACCACUAUGUUCGCGUGCUCUACUGUGGCGAGCCGCAGCGUCUCCCUCUGGCCACCGACCACUACUGCUCCUACAAGACGUUUGAGGGCGCGCUCAAUUCGCUGGUACCAGACGACUUUAAGGAGGCGUGCAAGGUUGCACGCAAGCGCGACGACCCUGCUACUGCUGCUGCUGCUUCCCAGAGCAGUGAUUCAUUCAAGGCUUGAUUGAUGGAUUGAGUGCUCCUCGGCGACCAGUGUCGUGUUGUUGCAUGCUUGUUUCGGUGUUGGUGAGCAGAGGAGUAAACCAGAAAAGGGGA